AAGGCGAAGGGCAGUUCUGGGGCUGCCUUCUUGUAUAGGAUGGGGCGAGUGUCCCUCGAAGUCCCUGGGGGCUGCGGGGCGAAACGAGGCGCGAACCCGAAGUGCAGCGUUUCUCCCUCAGGGCUCCCAGGAUGCCACGCGGCGCCUACAGCUCCCAACAUGCAGCGCGGCUUCCACGUCCCGGUCACAUCUCUGCAGGAGCAGCCGACGAACUACAAGUCCCAUGGUGCGUGCCUCCCGGAAGUGCGGCUGCGCCACGGCCUGAGCGGGCCGCACGUGGCCCGAGCGCAGCUGCUCUGGUCCGACCCGCAGCCCUUCCGGCUCUCCGGUGGUUCCCGCCCGCUGACCGGCGGGGGCUGGUGGCGGUCUUGCCCAGCCUGGCCCAGUGAGGUAGGCGAGCCUUUCCGCGAGCUCACACCGCGGGAUCGAGCCGCUGCUCCCUUCCAGGGCCAUGGCGGGGGCCUCGGGCGAAGCUGGAGGCCCUGUCACCGCUGCCGCCCCGAGGAGUGGAGCCAGGAGUCCCGACACCCGCGUGACCUGCCCCCGCCUUGGCCCUCUCGGCUCCGAACUGGCCUCAGAGUUCACGCAGACACAUCCCACGUCACUCAUUCACUCCUCCGUGUCAGGGGCCCUGCUGCAGGCUGGCGUCUGUCCUGAGAGGGAACAGGCCCAGUUCUGCUUGCGCGGAAAUUAGGCUCUAGCGCGCAGACACACCAAGUCAAUAAACGAGGCCGUCCCAGGCUGAGAUAGACCCUGAGGGAAGAGGCGGCGACACGGAGCUGAAGGAUGGGAAGGAGCCGGCCCUGCGAAAAUCUGGGGCGAGCCCAGGCCAGCGGGAUCAGAUGCAAAGGCCCUGAGGUGGUCGGAGGUGUGUCCAGAGGCAGCAACCAGCCGAUGCGGGCUCAGACGACAAGGGGAACCCACGUGUGUAGCGCAUCAAGCGCUAGUGCGUUAACACACACCAUACAGCACCCCCAUUAUAUAGAUGAACAGGUCAGGCACAGAAAGGCUUUCCCGCUCAAGGUCACACAGCGGGGGUAAAGUGGGGAAACCGUCCGGCGAGGAUGUGACUUUAUUGCCAUCACACAGGGAGGUGGCAUGUUGUGAUUGUUCUCAUUUUUGUUGACAGUAAAAUAAUACAUAACAUAAAACUUACCGUUUUACUCCUACAAUUUAGCGGCAUUAGGAGCAUUCACACUGUUGUACAAUCAGCACCAUCUGUUUCCAGAAGUUUUUUUAUCUUCUCAAAUUGAACUCUACCCAUUAAAUGGUAACUCCCCAUUCACCUCCCCCAGCCCCUGCACAUCCCCACCUCCCCAUUGUACUUUCUGUCUCUGGUAUUUGAUUGCUUUAGAGACCUCAUGUAAGUGGAAACACACAGCACUUGUCCUUUUGUAUCUGGCUUAUUUCAUUUACUGUAAUGCCCUCAAGGUUUAUCCACAUUGUAGCCUGUGUCAGGAUGUCAUUCCUUUUUAAGACUGAAUGAUGUUCCUGUGAUGAAUUUUUUGUUUUUGUUUAAUUCUCCUGAUAGCUCUGUGGAAACUGAAUGGGGGCUAAGAGCUGGGUAGAAAGGAGGCCUGGCAGAAACUGCCCAUCCUGGUGAGAGGGAUGUUGGGAGCUGGGGAGGCUGGAGGAAACAGUGCAGUGCGUACCAUGUGAUUUGGGGGCCAAACAGGCAGAAGAGGGUGUGUUCACGUGUUCCUUUACAGGGCACCUGCUCUGCGGGGUUAGGACAAGAUGCAGGCACGAGUGGGGAAUGCUUUCUUGAGGGUCAAACAGACCUGGUUUGUGGCCCUUGGCUUCGGCACUCACCAGCUAAGUGGCAUUGGGCAACGUCCGAACUCCCGGAGCCUCCUUUUCCUCUUUUGUGAGUUGUAGCAGAGAAGGACUGAAGGAGGCGCAGCAUGUGGGGAAGCCAGAUGCUCGGGGCGUCUGGCCCAGAGUGGUAGUCCAUAAAGUGGGGUCACUGGAGCUGGGGGUCGGGCUCUGCAGGGCUUGAGAGGAGGCCCUUGGGGCUGGCUGGGGACAUUCUGAGAGCUCUUGUCUUCCAGCAAGAGCCUCCCUGGGCCCUGCCUGAGCAGGCCUGCCUGGCAAGCUGGGACAUGUCUGGCCCCCGAGGACGACUGGUGGGUGAUGGCUGCAGUGGCGGAGGGGCUGGAGACCGAGUCAGCUGCUGUAGAAGAUGCUGCAAGAGAUGCUGCAGAUGCUGUGGAUGCAGGGCUGGGGGUGCCCCCUCUCCUGGCUGGGAACCGGCUGAGCCUGGACCUGUACCCCAGGGGCUGCCACCGGCUGCUGCACCUGUGUGCCCAGCAGGUCCCUCAGCUGCUGGAGGUGGAGUUCCUGCAGCUGAGCAGCCACGAGGACCCUUGGCUGCUGGAGGCCACCCUGGCCCGGCUGCCCUGGAGCCUGCCACGUCUCCGCUCCCUGGUCCUCAAAGGUGGGCAACGCCGGAAUGCUCUGGGUGCCUGCCUCCAGGGCUCCCUGACCACACUGCCUGCCAGCCUGAGUGGCCUCACCCACCUGGCCCACCUGGAUCUGAGCUUCAACAGCCUGGAGACGUUGCCAGCCUGUGUCCCACAGAUGUGUGGCUUGAGCGCCCUCUUGCUCUCUCAUAACUGCCUCUCAGAGCUGCCCGAGGCCCUGGGGGCGCUCCCUGCCCUCACCUUCCUUGCCAUCACCCACAACCGCCUGGAAACACUGCCCACAGCACUGUGGUCCCUGUCCACCCUGCAGCGCCUUGAUCUCUCUGAGAACCUUCUGGACACUCUGCCCCCUGAGAUCGGAGGCCUGAGCAGCCUUGCUGAGCUCAAUCUGGCCUCCAACCAGCUGCAGAGCCUCCCUACCUCCCUUGCGGGGCUCCGGUCCCUGCGGCUCCUUGUUCUACACAGCAACCUUCUGGCCUCGGUGCCCGCCAGCCUGGCCCGCCUCCCACUGCUCACCCGGCUGGACCUGAGGGACAACCAGCUCCGGGACGUGCCCCCCGAGCUAUUGGACGCCCCCUUUGUGCGCCUACAAGGAAACCCCCUGGGCAGGGCCCCCCCGGCCCCCCACAGCCCCCCAGGGACACCCGUGGUCCCAGAAAUGCCCAGACUCUUGUUGACCUCAGAUGUGGACAGCUUCCCCGUGACCCCUCAAGGCUGCUCUGUGACCCUGGCCUGUGGCGUCCGCCUGCAGUUCCCUGCUGGGGCCACUGCCACCCCUGUUACCAUCCGCUACCGACUGUGGCUGCCGGAGCCCCGCCUCGUCCCCUUGGGUCCUCAUGACUCUCUGCUCAGUGGUGUCCUGGAGCUGCAGCCCCACGGGGUGGCCUUCUUGCAGGAGGUGGGCCUGUGGCUGCUGUUUGUGCCACCACGGGCCCGGCGUUGCCGGGAGGUGGUGGUCAGGACCCUGAGUGACAACAGCUGGAGUGACCUGGAGACCCACCUGGAGGAAGAGGCACCCAAGCGGCUCUGGGCCCGCUGCCAGGUACCCCACUUUUCGUGGUUCCUUGUGGUUUCGCGCCCUGUGUCCAACACCUGUCUGGUGCCACCAGAGGGGACAUUGCUGUGUUCCUCGGGACAUCCUGGGGUCAAGGUCACAUUCCCCCCUGGGGCCACUGAGGAGCCCCGGCAUGUCCACAUGCAGGUGGUGCACGUGGGCAGCAGAGGACUGCCAGCCCUGCUGGAGGAGCCUGAGGCAGCCGCGAGCCCCUUGCUGUGCCUCACCCAGAGUGGUCCCCCAAGCUUCCUCCAGCCGGUCACUGUGCAGCUGCCUCUGCCCCCCGGCAUCACAGGCCUGAGUCUGGACCGCUCCCGCCUGCACCUGCUGUACAGGGCCCCUCCUGCAGCCGCCUGGGAUGACAUCACGGCUCAGGUGGCGCUAGAGCUCACUCACCUGUACGCCCGCUUCCAGGUCACACGCUUUUCCUGGUCAGUGCUCCCUCUGGCUUCCUCAGUCCCUCCCCACCCGCCUGUCUGCACUGCCUGCCUCACCCCCCAGCUUCCCAGGUACUGGCUCUGGUACACCACUGCGACCUGCGUGGGGGGCCUGGCCCGGAAGGCCUGGGAGCGGCUGCGGCUCCACCGCGUGAACCUGAUCGCGCUGCAGAGACGCCGGGACCCCGAGCAGGUCCUGCUGCAGUGCCUGCCCCGGAACAAGGUGGAUGCCACCCUGCGGCGGCUGCUGGAGCGGUACCGCGGCCCCGAGCCCUCAGACACCGUGGAUAUGUUUGAGGGCGAGAAAUUCUUCGCUGCCUUUGAGGGAGGCAUCGACGUGGAUGCCGGCCGUCCGGACUGCGUGGAGGGCAGACUGCGCUUUGUCUUCUAUUCGCACCUGAGGAACGUGAAGGAGGUGUACGUGACCACCGCCCUGGACCGGAAGGCUCAGGCUGUGAGGGGCCAGGUGUCCUUCUACCGGGGAGAGGUGCCAGAGGAGGUGCCCGAGGAGGCGGAGGCUGCCCGGCAGAAGAAGGGCAUGGAUACCCUGUGGAUGGCCACUCUGCCCAUCAAGCUGCCGAGACUGCGGGGGUCUGAGGGGCCAGGGCACGGGGCUAGCCUCUCCCUGGCACCUCUGAACCUGGGCGACGCUGAGACUGGCUUCCUGACCCAGAGCAACCUGCUGACUGUGGCUGGGCGCCUGGGCCCCGACUGGCCAGCCGUGGCCCUGCACCUGGGCAUGCCCUACCGUGAGCUGCAGCGCAUCAGGCAUGAAUUCAGGGACGACCUGGAUGGACAGAUCCGCCAUAUGCUCUUCUCCUGGGCUGAGCGCCAGGCUGGGCGGCCAGGAGCUGUGGGGCUCCUAGUGCAGGCCCUGGAGCAGAGUGACCGGCAGGACGUGGCAGAAGAGGUGCAGGCCAUUUUGGAGCUUGGCCGCCGCAAGUACCAGGAGGGCAUCCAGCGCACAAGCCUGGCCCCCGGGGACCUUGGUCCACCUGGCCCUUCAGCGUUGCAAUCCCCAGAGCCUGCCCAGGCCUAGAACCCACCGACUCUGGGCUGGUCCCUGACACUCCCUGGCCAGUGGUUGGAAGCUCCCACUUUCAAGCCUUCUCUGGGCAUGGGGACAGUGACCCCCGUGUGUAACAAACGUGUAGUGUUCUGGCUGC
This is a messenger RNA of Camelus dromedarius (Arabian camel), 5080 nucleotides long. It is a transcript of the gene PIDD1, whose product is annotated as p53-induced death domain protein 1. The transcript has 15 exons. Gene Ontology annotation, molecular function: protein binding. Gene Ontology annotation, biological process: signal transduction; DNA damage response; apoptotic process. Lineage: Eukaryota; Metazoa; Chordata; Mammalia; Artiodactyla; Camelidae. The coding region runs from base 2134 to 4953 and encodes 939 amino acids. The record is from RefSeq and is a predicted model, not a curated record.